GACUUGGCGGCAGCGRGGCUGUGUCUGCAGAGGCCAAGCUGGCGGGGCAAGCACCGGCCGGAGAUCAGGCCUCAGGAAGAGGCCCCUUCUUGGAAUUUCCUCAUGGAGGAAUUGGCUACAGUGUCUGAAUCUUUGGAAAAUAAAGCCUCUUUCCGGAAAAGGAGUGUUGUGAACUUCUGAGGGCCUGAUCAUUAUUGGUGAACUGUUUGAUGUAAAAGACUUCACUCCAUAAUCUACAUCUGCCCUAAUGCUGUCAUCCGGAGUAGAGACUCAGCCAGUUCCACUUGAUUCCUCCAUGUCUGCCGUGGUACAGGAAUUAUACUCUGAACUCCCAGAGGACCUCCUGAUGCAGAACAGCAAAGAACUUUUACGUGCAGACCUCCCUGAAGAUUUUCUAAGGAGCAAAGAAGGAAAAGUAUGGAUUACAACUGAAACUCCACUGAAAUCUGUUAAAGAUGUACAAGGUAUGAAGGUCAAUAGGACUAAGACGGAUAAUAAUGAAGGACACAAGAAUGGCCAUGUGAGUAAAGGUCUCUCAGCUGGGUGCAGCGAAUAUCCAGAAGUAGACAAAAUCAUGACCAGUGGUGAGGUUUCAGAAACCAGAACAUUAGUUUCCUUAGAGCCUUUAACCUUUGUGGACCCUGGAUUAACAGAAGCAACUCCUAAAGAAAAAGAAUGUGGAGAAAUAAAAACUUGUCCAUCUUGGUUGUCAUUAUUACCAGGGAACAGUGCCAUUUCCAAAGUGCACAGUGGGAAAGAAGAAUUGUGUAAAUUAAGCCUUGUCUGUGAAGCAGAUGACAAUCACCAACAGAGUCUGGGCCACCAUAAUGAAAACUGCUGUUCUACAUAUGAUAGUUCCACAGCUAUGGGAAAUGCAGAUGCUGUAAAACCCUUGGAAGAAAAUUAUGAAAUUUCACAUUUCACACCAUGUUUGUCUGAUCCAGAAUCCAGAACAACAUCCUUAGAAAAAUGUGGUUUUGAAAGCUAUGGUUUCUUGAAGAGAUUUGCUGAAAAGACAGACAGUUCCUAUUUUUAUAAGGAUGAUCAAAGUAAGAACUUGGCUUCUAGAGAAGAAAGUGAAGAACAACUUUUAAAUCCCAGGAGUGAAAGAGAUGAACUCUUUCUUAUUAAAUCCAGGCAACCARAAAAGGAUGCCAGUAAUUAUUGUUCUGGUGAAAAAGAGACUGUUAAUUCCCCAAAAGAAAAUAUCCACAGUAACUGUUGCAUUCAAGGUAGAACCCAUACAGACAGCUCUAGUUCUUUAAUGCCCAAGGCUUUUACUGAAACCACAGAAAUAAUGUUUAAAAAAAAUGAUUUGAAAAUCACUUCAGAUAUUCAGGGUAGCUUUACAAACCCUGAGGACCAUAGAGAAACUGUUAAUAAUAUGAAGCAUCCAGGUGGACACUCUGAAGAAAGCAGUUUUUCUUCCUUGGUGCAGAAUGAAGAGCCAGAACAGACAACCACUAAAGAAUCCAGUUUGUUAAGUGAAAAGGUUUAUAGUAAAGACUCUGACUCCUUAGUCAGCAUCCAGAGAAAUCUGGAAGGUGACACCCAGUUAAAUGAAGCAUCAUGUACUGAUUUUCUGUCCAAAAGAAAAUGUCAUAUGACUUUAAUGCCAAAAGAUGAGAUAAGUUCUGUAUGUAAUGAAGUAUCAAAACCCAAGAAAGAUAUUGUUCAGUUACCACCAUCUCUAGAAUUGGAUUAUAGAUCUGAGACAGAAAAAACUAUACAGACCUCACAUAAUAAUAGUUCACAUUUAAAUGAACAGAGUAUUGCCCAUGAGAUGAGUGAAUCUUCUGAUACCAACAAAUUGGUUGUAAACAAAGUAGAAAAUGAAUGUGUUUUAAAUCAAGUGACCCUUAAUUCUCAAGACCAUGUGAAGUUGCCAACCAACUCCCUACUAAAUAUAAACAGAGAGAUGCCUUUAGCCACAAGCAAAGAUGCCCAACAGAGCCAACAUCCUCCAUUAGAGAAUGGAAGAUCUGUUAUUGCUGAUGCUCAAAUCAUUCCCAUUACAACAAAAAUGAAAGACAUCUCUCCAUUAGUUGAAAAAACAUGUGGUGCCUCUUCAAACAAUCCUACCUUAAAUGUCAACCCACGAAACCUAGAAAGAAGAAAAGAAAUGACUGACUCAAGAACAGAAGAUCUACAUCCUAGGUUCCUCCAAAGUACAAAAGAAGAAUCUGGCUUUCCUCAAGAUGUUUCUGUCACAGAAUGUCAAAAUAUUCAAUCUCAGGAUAUCCCCAGCUGUCAUUGUAUAAGAAGCAAUGCAUCAGAAGAUAACAUGUGUUUUGCUUGUGCUUCUUUUGAACCCAACAAAAUCAUCCUGAACUCUUCUGUUACAAAAUGUGAAGAUGGGUUUCUGCAUAAUGAUCACCACUCCCAAGGAAUAGAAGACUCCAUGGAAAAUAGCACCCGUAACUUGAGUUGUACAUCAGAAGAGAGUGAACUUGAUAGGAGAGAAACUAAAGGUAGACUUCUGGGAAUUAAGAUCAGAAAUAAAGUGACAGAAGGAGUGUCAGAUAGUGGAGCUUCAAACAUAACCAUUCACACCAUCAGUCACAUCAAACCCAAUGAGGAAGGACUAGAUGGAAAAGAAACAGAUAUACCCAAAGAGACAGUGUUUUAUAAAUAUAACAUCUCUGAUUGUGCUACACGAGAACUAAAUCAAUCUGCAAACAUUCCAAGUCCUGAAACAUUGUUGGACAAGGCUUCUACUAUUAUGUUCUCCAGUUUUAAGAAUAUGAACCAAACAAUUGAAACUCUUGAUCAGAAGAUAAGUGAAGUCCUUGACUGCCACAGUAACCAAAACAGUCCAAAUGAGUACAGAGAUAAAAAUAAAUCAGCUGAGGAGGCACGAGAUAGUAACCACAGAGAGACCAACAUAGAUUCUAACAGAGAGGAAAAUCACAACAAAAAAGACCUGAUAGCCAGUUCAAGCAGUAAUAAAUCACUGUCUUAUGAUAGUCCAAAAGAAGGUGAUUCAAAAGGAGUCUUUGAAAAUAUUUCUGGCUCUGCAGAGUUCACAGAUGAUAUCAUAGACUUGGUCAAUGCUGACUAUAAUAAAAAGCCUAUGGAAGGCAUGGUGGACAUUAAAGCAUUCAGUACACUUAGUGGUGGUGUAAGUCAAGAUACACUGGCAUCCCAUAAAACCUCAAGGAGUACCUCCUCUCAGAGAGGAGAACUGAAUGCCACAUUUAUAGGAACAAUUAAACAGGACUCAUAUCUUCCAAAUGCUGCUGCUUCUCCAGUGGAAUCCCUUGAAAUGAAAAAAUCAUGUGAGGAGAAAGUAUGCAGAUCUUUAAAAGACUGUGAAAUGGAAGAGUAUUCAGAUUCUUGUGCUCAGGAUAUGGAGUCAGUUGCAGAUCAUGAACCAAAUAUAAAAAUACUGGGUAGAAUAAACAUGUCUUUAAAUUAUAUUUGUCAUGAACACCAAGGUAAAGGAACAUCUCUGAAAGAAACACAAGGAAUAACCAAAGGAUCAGGACUAGAAUUAAAUUCUGUAUCAUGCAAGAAAAUACCCUUUGAAAUUUCCUCAAAAGAUUUGAUGUUUUCUAGAUGCCAAGAUGAGACCUGUGUAUCCCCAGGGAGCAUGAAAUCAAUUGAGAUAAUGUCUUUAUGUCUGUCUGCUCGAGAAAAUUCAGAAACUGAUACUAAGGUUAAAAAAACUGACCUGAAAAAUCUCUUCACACCAAAUGAGGGUGAAAUACUGUGUGAAACUAUGGAAGACUGCACAGUCCUGCUUGAGAUGAAGGAGGGAGCUCUGAGGGAUAUGAGUAAUCCUAGUGAAAGAGACAGUAUGCAGAUCAGUGUGAAAAAUAAUAUUUGCAAAGAUUAUCACUCUCAGGAGAAUUCUACUGAUAGACAUUCACCUUUGACAGCAGAAACAGCAACUAAAGUGAAUAGAGAGGAAACUGAAGAUCCUUUGAGAGAUACAUUGGGUCACUUACCUGUCAGGGAGGAAUCUAAAGAGAUGAUUACCGUAAAAGGUGGUAAUAGUGCUAAUUUGAGCAAGACCCACUUGAAAUGCCAGGGCAUGCAUGCUGAUGCUGAAAAACARCAAAGCCAGUGGGUCUUGGACUAUAUGUUGCCAAAGGAAGAGAAACAAGUACAUCAAAAAGGAACACAUAUGGUUUUGGAACAACAUGCAUCAUCUAAUAUGUUGGCUGAUGUGGUGAAAAAUAAGAACCAACCUAAGGCUAACAAAAAUGAGUCCACCAUGAUUAAAGAAAUCACCCUAUCAAAGCCAACCAAGGGCAACAUUGCCAGACAGUUUCAGAGGUUGGAAGACCCUGAAAAGGAGGAAAGCUUAUGUCAUCCAUUAAAGAAGGACAUUGAGUUGUGCACAGGUCCAUGCCUUCCUGAUGCCCCUCAGAAAGCACAAGACCCCAGGUCUGCUGGGUAUGAUCAAAUACAUGGUGCCUUUGUGAACAUUUCCUGUCAGAAAGGAAUGCUUCCCUUAAAGAAGCAGCCCCAUAGAACAUGUAAGAGAGUUGCCUGUCAGGAGCCAGUCAGCAUGAAGAGGAAAAUAAGUAAAAUCAGAAGUUCUGCCUUCGGAAAGAGUUCCUCUGAUCCCAUCCCCACAAAAGCACACAGACUUCUCAGCUCAUGUGCUGCAUCUGCUUCUGCACGAUUGGAAUCCAAAACACUACCUACCAAGAGCUUGCUUAGCCACAUACCAAAGCAGAGGACUGUUGCAUUCCAUCCCUUGAGGAGCCUGAAUUAUAGAAAGCCUACCAAAGAAUUAGCCUUACUAAACAAGCUGUCCAUCCUUGCCUCCAAACUAGCCCCAGCCAUAAAAACCCAGAAACUCAGAUAUCGGCGAUGUUCCUCUGCACUUCUUCCAGUGGCUAAAAGCUACAAACGCCUCAGAUACAAAAGGCUUCUAGAUGGAUUUUCAUAUAAUGCAAUGCAGCUGAAUCCACAUUUGGCAGCUAGUGGAUGGAACAAGAGGCCCGACAGUAAGCCCUUGGAACUUCAUUCUCUCGAAGCCAUCAAAAGGAGCUUCAUAGAUUUGAGCAACAAGAUGCCAUCAUUGCUGUUUGGUUCUGAAAUCCUCCCAGUUUCUUUUCAUGUGAAACUAGCCCCAGAUUACAUGACUGAAUCCUCACAGACUUUUCCUGAGCACUGUGCUCCAGCAAGGCUUGCCUUAGGAGAGGCCCCCCAGUGCCCAUCUCAACCUCCCAAGUGGACCUUUUCUUUUUUCUUGUCCCACAGUUGCCCUGGGAUGGCCACAUUCAGGGAAGAUACUGGCCUCCAUAGUCAGGCACACACUCAGGCUUCUCAACAGACUGUAGCUCCUCUCCAAGACUAUGGAGGCUCUUCCAUAGUCCAGAGCAGAGCAGAYUGCUCUGUCCUUGGCCUUCACACACUUCUUGCACUUUGUUCCCCGGGAUGUUACCGAAUCUGGACAAAAAAACGGAGCUUUUCUAGUCACAUGCCUACCAUGCAGAGGCUCUUCAUGACCCAGUUUACACAGGGCUUGAAAGGGUUAAAGUCUCCAGCCUCCAUAGCAGACAAGGUCUUCUGUUCUCUGCCCUACUCUGUGGGUAGGGUAUUAUCCAUUUGGAGCCAGCAUGGGCCUUCCUCCUGCUCCUUCGAAAUCUCUGCUCUCCAUUCCAAGCGACCACGAAGUCUGGGCACCACAAGCAGCCACACCAUGUUACCAUAUGUGCCUCUUCCAGGCAUGGAAGUUACAUAUAACACCAGCAGCAGUCAGAUGAGGCUAGAGCCUGCACUCACUGCCUUGGUACCAAAGUCUUGCUUGGUAACAGAACCAGCUGUCAGCAAACUCCUGCUUUCAGGCUCUGAGUUCCAAGUUCCUGGGUUUGAUGAACUGGAUGGUGUGACAGCAGCCUGCCCCCAACCACAGAGCAGCCCUCCGGAACAGAAAGAGGCUGAGCCAGAGAAGAGACUAAAGAAAGUCUCACAGAUUCGUAUUCGGAAAACCAUUCCCAAGCCUGAUCCUAAUCUUACGCCGAUGGGCCUUCCUCGACCUAAAAGGUUAAAGAAGAAGGAAUUUAGUUUAGAAGAAAUAUAUACCAACAAGAAUUAUAAGUCUCCUCCUGCAAACAGGUGUUUAGAGACCAUCUUUGAGGAACCCAAGGAACGAAAUGGUACACUAAUCUCAGUAAGCCAACAGAAGAGGAAGCGAGUUCUAGAAUUUCAGGAUUUUACAGUACCAAGAAAGAGGAGAGCUCGAGGUAAAGUCAAGUUGACAGGCAGCUUUACCAGGGCCCAGAAGGCAGCUCUGCAGAGUCGAGAACUGGAUGCUCUUUUGCUACAGAAACUGAUGGAACUAGAGACCUUCUUUGCCAAGGAAGAGGAACAGGAGCAGUCUUCAGGUUGUUGAAACAAAUUCAGAUAAGAGUCUCAAUUUUGUAUGUUUUUGGACCUCCCUGGAAUAGGUCACCUAAUUUUGCCCUUAGGCCCAAACCACUCAAGAUGUCCAGUCCAUGAAUAUUUACCUAUUUCAAGGUGCAGCCUUUUUAGGAACUGGUAAAGGAGGAACCUCUACUUCUACUGCUGAGUUUAGAACCUCAGGAAUGCUCUUUUCUCCUGGAAAUGGUCCUGAAUGCCAUCUGGCCACCUCCUCCCAAUCGAAGGAGGAAGGAGGAAGAAGCCACAUAUCUUAAGCAACACUAGGAUUCCAAGGACUCACAGCAUUUGCACGUCCAAAUGAAAGUUCUGCUUUGUUUACGGUGGUGCUAGACCAAGAUUACUUAGAAACAUGGCCUAGGGAGGGGGACCUGGUGUCCUGCCCUGUGUGGUCUCACUGGCUCAUUUAGGUGGUCAAGAAAAGAUGAGCUAUUGUGUUUUCUAAUCAUUUGAGUCUGUCCAGAACCUGUUGGUGUGAGUGUAUAUGAGUGUGUGCGUGUGUGGGGCCUUUUUCCAUCAUUUUCUCCCCACUGUGACUGUGGGUCACUAGUGCCAGAGGAGCCCGUCCAGGCCCCAAAGUAAGUUGCACUUUUAAUGUUGUGGUGUUGAUUAUUUUCAGUUUCUUUAUUUUUAUUUUUUUUUUAUUAUUAUUAUUGCUGCAUGUUUGGGGCCU
Urocitellus parryii (Arctic ground squirrel) is the source of this 7051-nucleotide messenger RNA. RefSeq names its product proline rich 14 like (gene Prr14l). NCBI's taxonomy places the organism in Eukaryota, Metazoa, Chordata, Mammalia, Rodentia, Sciuridae. The record is from RefSeq and is a predicted model, not a curated record.